Messenger RNA from Paecilomyces variotii, 1332 nucleotides. RefSeq lists its product as hypothetical. The record is from RefSeq and is a predicted model, not a curated record. Lineage: Eukaryota; Fungi; Ascomycota; Eurotiomycetes; Eurotiales; Thermoascaceae. The transcript has a single exon. The coding region runs from base 96 to 839 and encodes 247 amino acids.
CCUCAACCGUCCCUUUCUUAUCUUCUUGAAUUUCCCAUCCUACCUUCAUUAUAAUCCAAACUCCAUACCGAGAAAAAUAUCUGCUAUAGCCUAGAAUGUUCAACUUCGCGAAAAGAACUCUAUCAUCCAUCACGAGCCAGGAUGGUGAUGGUGACUUUCCAGAUGCCGAUUCCGCAGAACAAGAACAAGAACAAGAAGACUCUCCCGAGACCCUGGAAGAAAAGCGGCGUCAGGAACUUCACCGGCGGAUAUUCGAUCUUUGGAAAAAAGUCUGGCUGGGCCUCUACCAGGUGCACGAUAAUAACGGACCAUGGCACUGCGAUCGUCUUCUUACUCUCUACGCUGGAGCUGGAAUGUCCACCUCCAUGGCAACAGAAAGUUCAAAGAACUACAGAAGGAGAGAUCAUGCCGCGUUAGGACUUCUAGGUGCCGCGCUGGGGCAACAACUUUGCGUUAACAAUGACUUCGGGGGCGGGAUUAGGAAGCUGAGGCUCUAUGACGGACUAUCGCUGAGCACUCUGGAAUCCGUCAUUGAAAUUCUCGAAGGGUAUGAGCGCGAGAUCGAACCGCUAGGCGAGGUGUAUGCCGUCCUGCGCAGGCUCCAAAUUGGUCUCCGGGAGCCAUCAAAAGCCGAUGAAGAUGCUGUCUUGAGAGAUUAUCCGCCUGUCGCAGACCCUAUUGCUAGGCGGCUCUUUCAGUAUGAUGUCAGACUUGGUGUGCUUGGUAUGCAAAUGUACGAUGAGGUGACAGUCCUCCAUGAUGACCCGAAGUUACAGAGGGGUUGGCUCGUAUGGGGUGAGGUGUUUCCGUGGAAGACGAAGAUGGGUCCAACAGUGUAGACGUCCUAGAGGGCGGUAGGUAGGAUUAUGUAUGUACUAGUCAAUUACAAGUACAAGCGGUGCCAUCUAUACGCGUCAAUGGCUUCAAUGAUCUUUUCUUAUUCUAGCCACCGUACUCUAGAUGUAUCAACACUUGCCAGACCCGGGGAGACUAAGCCGGAGAGUUCCCCUUUUUGGCCGGGUGUCUAAUGGGUUAUGGUAAUAAUACUUGAUAGGAACUCUGAUCAUUGUCUCACAACGUUCAGCCCAAGAACCUUCUCGUUUCCAAGAAGAAGCUGUCAUUGAACAUACGGCUGGGGCAUAGUCAAGGGGGCAUAUCCGUUCUACAGAUAUGGAGAGUAUCUGAGGACAAGGUUUUCGGUGAACUUCUAAAUGUUUACUGGAACGUGUGGGAAUAUAAGACAACGGAAGCAAAGUUAUUGGAGUGGUAUUUUAUCCGGGUGGAGUUACAUUGCUCGAAGAACUAGAGGGUACCAAAGUCUAUCGACUACCU